This is a messenger RNA of Trematomus bernacchii (emerald rockcod), 7171 nucleotides long. It is a transcript of the gene ubn2a, whose product is annotated as ubinuclein 2a. NCBI's taxonomy places the organism in Eukaryota, Metazoa, Chordata, Actinopteri, Perciformes, Nototheniidae. The record is from RefSeq and is a predicted model, not a curated record. Gene Ontology annotation, cellular component: nucleus.
UUUAGUUUGGGUGUUGUAUUGUGACAAAGAGGUCUCCGCAAAACUGUCCUAAUGUGGAUGCAAAUAGUUUUCAGACAACAUUGCAGUUGUGUUUGGUUUUUCUCUAAAAAGCUCUUUCAAUUGCAAAUGUGUAAGGAUCGGCCACAUGUGUUAGGUGUGGCAUUAAUAGGGGCUACAGACCAAACUUUGCCUUUUCCAACUGGUUAAUCCACUCAUGGUUUCUGCAACAGAAGUUCAACAAAUAAAUAAAAGCAUCAAUGUCACAUUUAAAUUAGUUUAUUGUCAUAGGGAAACAUGUUGGUAUCAUAAACUGAAUAUCAACAGGUGGUUAGUAGUGGCUGUAAAUGAAUCAGCUGUUUUGUGCUGGUUAACUGAGACAGCCAACCAUCUGGCUUGCUUUCUUCCGUUUAGGAUUUGAUGUUUGAGGGUGUGCUUUAGAAAAAUGCACAAUUCAGCAUUUUCCUGAAUAGACAGAAAGAAAGGCUUCAACCGAAAGCUGUGGAUUGUGAUUAUUGAGAUGAAGCUGUUAUAUGAUACUUUUGUAAUCACACAGCAUGUGGGGUGAGGCUAUAUCCCACAGCCUGUCCUUCACUUAGACACUAUUUAAAGGUCAUUAUAGUACUGUCAGUGUUGUUAUUAUCGCCUGUUGUGACAGAGGCGGGUCUAGGAUCGGGGCACGCGUUGAUUGGACGUGACGAACCCCCUGUGCCACGGUGCUUCCGCUUUGUGCGUAAGCGCAGGCGCAGCGACCCCUCUCUUCUGAUAUUUUAUUUACUCCCGAAACCCAAGAUGGCUCCUGUGAAUGUCUCGGUCCCAUAGCAAAUUGAGGAUGCAAGUAGCUGCCGUAGAAACAACUUUUCCCCCGCCGUCACAACCCCUGGAGUUCAUUGCGUAUGGUGCGGAGGAGGCCCUAACGUCCGUCUAGGCACCGAGCAGCUGUCGGGGCUUCGCGAAACCGUCCUCCACCCUCCAAUUUGGAGUAGUUUCGCGAAGUAGCUCUUCUCCUCGCUGUCGCUGUCUGUCCGGAGCGAGGCUCAGGCAGGCAGCUCAUCCAAAUGGCCGAACCGAGAAAAGUGCAAUUUGUCACCCUCUCGGCCUUCGCAGCUGGAGCGGCCGCGGAGUCUAGGAAACGGCGGUUGGAGGAUGAGGCCGACUUCAACUUCGGUGAAGCCGGGGAGGUCGAGGCAGCGACCGGGGCAGGGGGUGCUGCCAGCAACGGGCGUCUCGGCCAAACCUGCGAUGGGGACACGGCUGUAGCCGAGAAGAGGGUGACGGUGCGGCUCAACCUGUCCCUACCCGAGCCUGACGACCGCUCCUCCGCCGAGUUUAAUUAUGGAGAACUCAUCCAAAACCGCCAGGCAAAAAAGACAACUCAAAGUUUGACUUCUGCCAACAAUCCCAACGACCCCUUCAACGAUGACGAGAGAGUGCGGCUGCAGGUCGAGGCCCUGGCAAAAAAGUUGGAAAAUAAAUACGGUAAUGAGGAAAAGAAGAAGAAGAAGGACAGAAUGCAAGAUUUGAUUGAUAUAGGCUUUGGCUACGACGACGCAGACCCCUUUAUUGACAACUCAGAAGCUUAUGAUGAGCUGGUUCCUGCCUCUUUGACCACAAAGCUGGGGGGCUUUUACAUCAACACUGGCACGCUGCAGUUCAGAGCUGCCUCCGACUCUGAGGGAGAGGAGGGCAAGAAGACUAACGACAACAACGAGAAUUUAAUCAAGAAGAGGAAAAAGAAGGAAGUGGACAGUUCAGAAGAGAAGAACCAGAAGAAGAACAAACUACCUAAACAAGGAGUCACAGACCUCACCCUCCAGCGGCCUGAGAAGAAGAAGAGGAAGAAGCUGAUGAAGGACUCGCUGUACCUGGCGGCCAUGCUCCGCCGCUUCACCCGGGAGAAGGAGGACAUGAUGAAAAUCAACCCGAACGUGGCUCACCCCGGCCUGGCAGGAGGUGUGGCUAACAAGCCACCCUCCAUCAACUCAACUAACCACCUGUUGGCCUCGAACUCCACCCACAACACAGCCGGCAGCGACUUCUCACUGGCAGACCUCACCUCGGACCCCGCCGUGAUGUCACUGCUGGGCUCGGCCAAUGAGAAGGAGCUGCAGGAUCUCUUAGGCGACCUGGACUUCAGCGUGUUGGAUUCUGACCAGCAGCACGCCAUGUCUGCAGCCCGGGAGAAUGGCGUUCUGGGAGUCGGGGUUCCUGGUCCUAAACCAGCAGCAGCAGCAGCAGGAGGUGGGGGCCAGGGGCGAGGCCCGGGUUCCUCAAGCGGUCUGUUUUCUCCUCCUCCGCUGCCGGAUGGACUGCCUGCUCCUCUUAUUAAACGCAUCGAGGACUUGCGGGCGGCCUCGCUGCAGUUUGAUCAAGAGGGCAGGAAGAAAUUCUUCACCUUGGACAUGAAUAACAUUCUCCUGGACAUUGAGCUGCAGGUCCAGGAGCAGCCUCCCGAGGUGCGCCUCGGCAUCUACUCGCACAUGGAGGCAUUUGUGCCGUGCAACAAAGAAGCCCUCCUCAAACGCCUGAAGAAGCUCAGUCUCAACAUCCAGGACGAUCGCCUACGGACGCCGCUGUUGAAGCUGAAGCUGGCAGUGUGUAGCUCGAUGCCAGAGCAGAUAGCCAGAUACAACAUGGACUGCAUGGCCAAGGUUGCAAAGCAGCAGUCAGGAGAAGGGGAAAAGAACGGCUCAGAGGAGGAAGAUGAAGAAAAGCCUGGGAAAAGGGUGAUGGGCCCACGGAAGAAGUUUUUCUGGGAUGACAAGCUCAGGAACCUGCUGUGCAGCCUGGUGCGAGUGAAGCUGAGCUGCUACGAGAUGGAGAACCAGUGCUCUCUGUCUGUGGAGGACUACCUCAAGGCCUUCUUAGAGAACGAGGUCAAACCACUAUGGCCCAAGGGCUGGAUGCAAGCCAGGAUUCUGCUAAAGGAGAGUCUUGCUGUUCACAGUCACCUCACUGGAAACCUAGUCAAGAGGAGAAUGGUGCCUGGGCCCAGGGCCAAAGCCAAGGAGGGUCUCUGGAUCCACAAACCCCCUCUCAGCAUGACCUCCACCUCGUCUCUGCACACCUCCGCUCUGACCUCACACCGGAAACCGGCCUCCUGCUCGCCCCCGGAGCCCAUCUGUCUGUCGGACUCGCUGGAUGAGGAUCUGACCGCUCCCUCGCUGGACUCCAUCUCCCACGCUCUGGCCCUCCUCAGCAACGCCUCGAAGGGCCUGGGCUUCUCAGACAGCCCUCUGUCCCCCCCGCCCCUCCAGAUGCCCACCUCCUCCCCUCCCCCCGUCACUCCUCACUAUCCCUCGGCCUCUCAGCUCUCUGCCUCCAUCGCCUCCACAACGCAGCUUCAUUCCCUGUCGAGGGGGGAGCCCUCUCCGCUGGCAGCUGCUGGGAACCUGCCAACAACAACAACAACGCUACCAACCGCCUAUUCUACCUCCUCUUCCUCCUCUUCCUCGUCUCCCGCUGUUUCCUGCUUGGCUCGAGUGCAGGCAGCCGGCCUGUCGCUGGCCUCACGGACUGCAGAGGGACCCUACGGCCUGAUCAAAGGAUCUGCCUCUAUGGGCCAAUCGCAGCCUCAGAGACUCCUCACUAUGGCAACGCCCAAUCACAGGACAGGCUUGGUGAUGGGCGGGAACGGCAAGAUGCAUCCUCACCCGUCCCCUUCGCCUCCAAAGCAGCGGCCCCCUCCCACGGCUUCCCCUCUGCUGCCCCCCCAUCAGAAGGCCUUUGUGGGCCCGGGGGGGCUGCUGGGAGCUCUGGGAGGACUGGCCAAGAGCAAAACCAUCAGCAGCAACGGCAGCGCCACGCCUUCCUCCUCCCCCUCCUCAAUGUCUCGCUCAAACUCCACCUCCCACCCCGGCCUGCAGUCCUUCUGCCCUCCCUCUCUGGUGGUUUCCUCCCCAUCCCCAUCCCCCUCCCCCUCCCAUUCCUCACACUCCUCCUCUCAAGGUAAACUCCACACACACCACCACCACCAGGCUAACUUCAUCACGCCCAUGCAGGCCACGCUCACCAAGUCAUCCCACAGCAGCAACUCCUCCCACAUCAUCAAGCUCACCCCUCGGCCUCCGGCGCCGACCCCCCCUCCCUCCUCCUCCCCCUCCCCGUCGUCCUCGCCCUCACACCUGCUCUCUCAUCAGAUGAUCUCCAGCCAACAGCAACAACACCAGUUCUCCCUCAAAACCCCCAAAGCGUUCCGGCCCCCCUUCAGUGUAUCGGGGGGCGGGGGGGUGCAGGUGAAGCCGCCGCAGAGUACCUACAGCUUCGCCAGAGGACAGAAAGCUCUGCCCACCACCAGUAACAGUAGCAUCAACAACAACUCCGUCAUCAACAAGGGAGUGAUAUCAGCCGUCUGCAGCCGGGCUGACAAAACUCAACUGUCUUCUGCACCCUCAGUCUCAGCCAAUCACGCGCAGAGGCAGAGGGUAGUGGGCGGGGCUAACCAGAGCCCAAAGGCAUUAAACAGCUGGGCCACUUUGGCCUCAUCCUCCACAACGUCACACCUCCCACAGGUUUCCACAGUAGGCUCCCCCCUCCUGGGCGGCCCCUCCCCUCUGUCUCUGGGCUUCGGGAUGUUGGGCGGCCUGGUGCACCUCUCGCAGCCCUUCCAGUUCCCCCCGCUGCUCAACUUCAGCCCUGGGGUCCCGGGGGCCGCCGGCAUGGGAUCAGUCCCCAGCUCCAACUCAGGAUACACACUAGCACAGAGCGACCUAAUGGAUCUGUAUAAGAGUCUCCAGUCAGGGUCGCAGGCUGCCCUACCUCCUCACUUGCAACUUGCUUUCUCAGAUGCGAACCAAAGCCAGGGCGGAGACAUGAAGAGGAAAUCCCACUGACCAAUAACAGCUCAGGAGGCGGACACCAGCGGGGUGACAUCACAGCCUCCUGGACACAUCCACCAAUAGGAACCUUUGAUUGACUGACGUGGUGAUGUUGAGUGAGGGGGCGGGGCUACACCGCCUCUUAAAACGGACCUAAAGGAGAAUCCUCGCUACAAUGACGAAUUAAUUUAACUGUUUUCUAAUGAACCGGGUAUGAGAACAAGACAGAGUGAAUGACGAGAACACUUUUAUUUUUAUUCUGCUUAUUUUUAUUUUUUUGUCAACAUGUUUACAUAUGACCGACCUUGAUCACUGUGGAAUGUGUGAGCGAGGUGGUGAUACAGAUGAGAGUACUACUACGCUAUGUAAUAUAAUUUGUAUUUAAGCUUAUGUGGAAACACAGGACUCUUGUUCUUGCAGUUAAAACAAAAAAACAAAAAAAAACAGAAUAAUGAUUUUUUAAUUCUUCUGUCUUUUCGUCUCCGAUGUGGGAAUCAUUGUGUGUAGAAAUGUUAUCGUUGGUCACCUCUGCUCCCACAAAUGACUGUUAAGUAGUAGCUUAAAUUAAUAUUAAUAAAUUAUUUGUAAUUUACACAGGGACAAAAACAUGUAAUAGCGUGAGUGAGAGAGAGAAAGCAGUUGAUUUGAAUGUGUGUAUGUACAGAAAAAAACACAAUAUACUGUUUCCAGAUGAUCCUGUAUGAAUGGUAAAGACAUGUUUCCCCUUCUGACAAGAAUGAGCGAGUCGGACGCCCCUCUCUCGCUCAGUGUGUUUUUGGUGCUGUUUCAUCACACUGGACCUUUUCUGGAAAAAAGACUUGAAUUGAAAGAGUUUUGAAGCCGCCUGUGAGAGAGGGGGGAGGGAUUAGGGGGGCGGGAUACGUCACGAUUGUAGCCUACUUGAAUUGUUUUAGUUUUUGUGAGUUAAGAUUAUUUUAUUUACUUUUUCUGCUUAUUGACUCAAAUCAACUUAAUAUAACACAACGCCUUAGUUUGUAUCGAUAAAAUAAGAAUAUCUAUGCAGGACUGUAACACGCUCAAUGCAAUAGUGCAAGUCGUCGCUUGGCUUUCAACCUCAACUCAACUUGUCAGUGCAUUUCUGGAGUUGUGAAUGUUUGUAGAUGUUAUUAUUUCACUAAAGACUCCUUUGUGUGUUCAGACAGCAUGGGAAGCACAUUUUAGAAAGUCAAUUUAAGUGUGAUUCCAUUCCAGUUUAGAGGCAUUACGAUAACCUUGGUUGCUAAAGAGAAAUGUAAAUGUUGUACGUUUACAUAAAUAGUUUUGGGGCAGAUACAUUCGUCUACACAAAGUCUAGUUUUGCCAGGUUUACCACAUGACUGUAAUCCACAAGUAAACCAGAAUAGGUUGAGAACUGACAAGAAAAAUAGUCACUUUGGCGCUUGGCCGUCAAACCAAUUUUUUAGGAAAACAUUGUGAGAGGUCUUCAGGAAUAUGUUUCAAAUGGCCAAGUUGAAAUUGUUUUUCAUAUCAGCUGAUAUAUAAACUCCGCCUUCAGAUAUCAAGUAUUGCUGCAAAUGUGUCUUUCCUGGCUGUUGCAUCAAAAGAAAUCUCAAAUAUAAUCCAUUCAUUUUAUUUUAAAGGGUACGCUACAUAUUCACAACGCGAAAAGCUAAUUAAGCCUUUUAAGCCCUUGCAGCCACAACUUGGAAUAAUGUGUGAACACUCCCAACUCGAAUUACGGGUUAUUUAUGUAUUGUUUUUAUCUAAUGUAGCCCCUUAGCUUUUAUAAACCUACUAGAAAAAAAGAGACACGGGAUAAUUAAGAGUUUUUAAUGAGUUCGGAGGUUGAGCCUAGCGCCACACCCCACAGAAACUGUUGCUGUGUCCGUUACUAAAUGGCUAACGUUGUCCGUUUAGAAAAAACAGAAAUGCUAAAGCUAAAAUUCCCUUUCCUUUCUGUCUGAACACAGCUGUAGAGAUUCCUUCCCUCUGCUGAAUACCUCCGUUAACAAAACUGUUCUUCCUGAGUCUUUCACUGUCCUCCACUAGUUCCUCCUCCAUGUGGGUCUGACUGACCGGCGGCACCGGGAUGGCGCCAAAGAUUGUUCUGUAGCUCACUGUUUAGAUGGGGUGCUGCCGGUCAGUGUGUGUGUGUGUGUUUGAUUUUUCUGACAUUUUCCCCCAAAAUGUAAACCCACCAGUGUCAACGUGUGGUCCUUCAUGUCAUUGUGAAGUCAUGUGACUGGAGCAGUGGGUGACAUCUUAUAAAUUGUGCUUUCUUUGGGGGUCCGGAGGAUAAAAUGACAUUUUGUGGUUAACUGGUUAAUUAAUUUGGUCUUUUGUAGAUUAUUUUGUGUGUCAAUUAUUAAAUUAAACAAAACAGGUGGUUUUCAUGA